Molecule: messenger RNA, 828 nt
Organism: Symbiodinium sp. CCMP2592
Lineage: Eukaryota; Dinophyceae; Suessiales; Symbiodiniaceae
Source: the annotation of a GenBank genome assembly
AUGGCUGAGCAUGUGUCGCGGCUGGAGGAGCUCGCGAGGAAGGUUGAGAUCAUGCAGAGGCUCCUCAACGAAACUCGCAGGUCCAAUCGGGAAACAUUCCAGAAACAUGACAGUCGUUUGAACUCUUUGGAGCAUCUUGAAGAUCGUGUAACCGAAGGUGUGAGACGCACCAUGGACGAUGCGGCACAGCAGUGGUGGGCUCGACUGCAGCAACACCAUCGAAGCGAAGUAGCUCGUCAGACGGACUUGUUACGUGAACAAAUGAUGGCCGUGGAGCAAGACUUGAAGACGCUGUACGCACAGCAUGUGGCCAAGUGCGAGGCAUGGCUAGAUCAGGUGCAGCGGACUGCCGCGGACUGUGUGACCAAAGUAGAGACGGUUAGGGGCGGCUUGGAUAAGAGGGAAGCCAGACUGGCGACGCUGGAGAGACGCUGUCGCGAGAUGAUGGACGAGCAGGCCUUUCGCAAGGAGAACUCGCUUCCUGUCACUUUCGCACGAAGAUCUGGCGAGACUCAGUCUCAGGGUAAUCCUGUGGGUUCCAGAGCAUCUUCACCUGCGGGCUCUGCGGGAGGACGGGCAUCGAGUCGUUGUCCUUCGGAUGCUGAAAUUCGCACUCGGCUGGAUAGUGUCAACGAGCGGCUGCGAGCGUACCAAGCCCAUGCAGAAGGGCGCGGUAGGCAAGCCGUUCGGAUGGUGGCUGAGGCGCAGAAGACGGCGUUGAAGGCACGCAGCUGUUCUGUGGAACCUGCGUUAGUGCUGCGCGUGGAGGCGGAAGCGGGUAGGCUUAGGAGGAAUCGCUCAUACAGUGGCGCCAGCAUAGAGUCCUGA